This is a messenger RNA of Mycena indigotica, 2403 nucleotides long. RefSeq names its product Glycoside hydrolase family 92 protein. The record is from RefSeq and is a predicted model, not a curated record. Gene Ontology annotation, cellular component: nucleus; cytosol. NCBI's taxonomy places the organism in Eukaryota, Fungi, Basidiomycota, Agaricomycetes, Agaricales, Mycenaceae. Gene Ontology annotation, molecular function: carbohydrate binding; peptide-N4-(N-acetyl-beta-glucosaminyl)asparagine amidase activity. The transcript has 13 exons. Bases 1 to 2403 code for a protein of 800 amino acids. Gene Ontology annotation, biological process: glycoprotein catabolic process; protein quality control for misfolded or incompletely synthesized proteins; protein deglycosylation.
AUGUGGUACUUCCUCGCCCUCCUAGGGUUGUGUUCGCGAGCGAAUGCCGCCGACUUGAACUCCCUUGUCAAUCUUUUCAUUGGCACAGUCAGCAGUGGCAACGCCUUCCCUGGUGCGGCUAUUCCCCAUGGGAUGGCCAAGGUCGGUAUAGAUGUAACAGCUGGCGUUAGACAAUCGGGAUACCUCCACGACAACAGCAGCAUCUCUGGAAUCUCCCUCAUGCACGAUGAAGGUACUGGCGGCAACGCGUUGGGAGGUUAUGGGAUUUUUCCACUUUUCCCUUUGACGAACUGUACCUUUUCGUCUUGCCCUGUUGCGCUUUCCGCUCGCGUCGCUUUGCGUGCUGCAAAUGCAGAUGCUGCUGAACCAGGAUACUUCACCACCACCUUCGUUAAUGGUAUCAAGCUGGAAACCACGAGUGCACGCCGCUCGGGCCUCAUUCGAUUCACUUAUCCAAAGUCGGGGCCAAACCAUGUCGUUGUCGACUUAACCAAUGACCUUGGACGCUCUUUCUCUGGAGGAUCUUUGACCGUAUCUGAUUUGGGAAGAGUAAAACUUGGUGGAACUUUCCUUCAGAGUUAUGGCCAGUCCAACUACACUGUCUUCGCUUGCUACGAUUUUGCAGCGCCAAAGUCGGUUAAUGAACACACGAUCGAUGCUUUUGGGACCUAUCAAUCCAAAAAUCUCUCGACUCCAAGCACUGUGACAAUCACUGCCAACUCAACGUCUCUCAACUUCCCUUAUACGGGCUCUGUGUCACCACAGCAGGCGGGUGCACUUUUGGGUUUCACUGGAUCCAGUGUUCUUGCCCGAUUUGGCAUAUCUUUCCACGACUCUGACACAGCUUGUGCUAAUGCGGAAGAAGAGAUACCUGAUUGGGACUUCGAUGCAGUUCAACGCGCUUCCGCAGAGGCCUGGGAAGACAUUUUGUCUCAUAUUGGCGUCGACACGGUUGUCGAGGAUGCUACGGUUGUUGAGUUGUUGUACUCCUCCAUGUAUCGUGCCAACUUGGUUCCUGCCAACCUGACUGGUGAAAAUCCUUAUUGGCAGAGUCCAUUCCCAUUCUUCGAUGCAUUCUUCUGCUCGUGGGAUACUUUCCGCACCGUUCAUCCUUUGCUUUCUUUGCAUGACCCCCGUGGAUGGGGUCAGAUCGUCAGUGCCUAUGUCGAUGGAUGGCGUCAUACGGGUUAUAUUCCAGAAUGUCGCGCAAACACCAAGCCCGGUUAUGUUCAAGGAGGAGACGACGGCAUGAUCCCACUCGGUGACUUUGCUGUUAAAUACGGCCAACAUGCACAGGAACUCGGGGUGCCAUCAGAUGACCUCUAUACCGCGCUCGUCGAGACAGCGGAAAAUACGCCACCAAACUGGUAUACGGUUGGACGUCAGAACACCGCUUGGAAGCAAUUCGGUUAUAUUCCGACUGACUGGACUGAUCCCUCUGGCUCAACUGGUUUGCCGACACGGGAAGCUUCUCGUGCUUUGGAGUAUGCCCUUGGAGAUUUUGCAGUCCGCCAAGCGGCCAUUGCGCUUAGAAAGGACCCCGGCGAUGUCGUCAAGUACUCCAACCGCUCGAUGAAUUUCGUCAACAUGUGGAAUCCUAAUCUUACCCAUGACGGCUUCACUGGAUUUUCACAACGGCGCGCAGUUAACGGGACCUUCUUAUUCAGCUCACCAGACGCAUGCAGCCCUGUUGAUCCUGUUGGUCAUUCUUGCGCUCGAGGUUCCGAUAACAACGUCGGGUUUUAUGAGUCCUCGUCCUGGGAGUAUAGCUUCUUUGCUCCUCAGUCGAUGGCGACAAUCGUUGAUCUUAUGGGCGGCCCGGACACAUUCAUUCCGCGGUUAGAUCAUUAUUUCGCCAAGGGAUACUUUUCCGCCGGAAACGAACCUGGGUUCGAAAAUCCAUGGGCAUACCACUAUGCCAACCGACCCGAUUUAAGCGCGUUACGCGUGAGGAAUGUCGUUUACAGAAAUUUCAACACUGGCUUCAACGGGCAAGUGAUCCCUGGGAACGACGAUUCUGGUGCAAUGGCGUCGUUGUUGAUAUUCCACCUUCUUGGAAUGUACCCCGUACCUGCCUCGAAGCAGCUGUUGAUCGGCGCACCAUUUGUUUCGGCCUUCACGAUAUUCAACGACUUCUUUGGCACGACGACAUCUUUCCGUGUCAUUAACUUUGACAAGAAAACACUACAAGCCACACCGCCAGCGGGUUCCAAUAUCUUUGUGAAAAGCAUCACGAUAAACGGGAAGCCAAGCCCUAGUCUGUGCUGGAUCAACUUUGACGAUGUGGUGGGCGGAGGCAACAUUGAAAUCGAGAUGUUCAACGACGUGACUAAAGCUGCAACAGCGGGAUGCCUCCCUGGGGGACUACCUGAUUCACUUGGGACUGGGGGUUUUGCACCUUAA